Messenger RNA from Trachemys scripta elegans, 3279 nucleotides. It is a transcript of the gene GALC, whose product is annotated as galactosylceramidase. Lineage: Eukaryota; Metazoa; Chordata; Testudines; Emydidae. The coding region runs from base 50 to 2119 and encodes 689 amino acids. The record is from RefSeq and is a predicted model, not a curated record. Gene Ontology annotation, biological process: galactosylceramide catabolic process. The transcript is spliced from 17 exons. Gene Ontology annotation, cellular component: lysosome. Gene Ontology annotation, molecular function: galactosylceramidase activity.
GGCUGGCAGAUGGUUGUAGCAGAGUUGCUGUAGGAACGGGCUGGCUGCUAUGGACGCUGCUGGAGGGAGGCGCGUACGGCGCCCGGGCCCCCCUCGCCGGGCUGGUGCUCCCUGCGGGCGAGUUCUGCUGUGGGGCUGGGCCCUGCUGGGCUGCGCCUGGUGCCCUCGCCCCCCGGGGGCUGCUGCCGCCGGCUACGCGCUGGACGAUUCGGGCGGGCUGGGCAGUGAGUUCGACGGCAUCGGGGCCGUGAGCGGCGGAGGGGCUACCUCUCGACUUCUGGUGAAUUACCCAGAGCCUUAUCGCUCUCAGAUCUUAGAUUAUCUGUUUAUGCCAAAUUUUGGUGCCUCUUUGCAUAUUCUGAAAGUAGAGAUUGGUGGUGAUGGACAGUCAACAGAUGGUACUGAACCCUCCCACAUGCACUACGAAAACGAUGAGAAUUAUUUCCGGGGCUAUGAGUGGUGGCUAAUGAAAGAAGCUAAAAAGAGGAACCCCAACAUUAAAUUGAUUGGGUUACCUUGGGCAUUUCCUGGAUGGAUAGGGAGGGGUCAGAACUGGCCCUAUAAUCAUCCGGAUGUCACUGUUUACUAUAUUGUUUCCUGGAUUCUAGGUGCCAAGCAGUAUCACAAUUUGGACAUUGAUUAUAUUGGGAUAUGGAAUGAAAGGUCAUUUAAUCGCAAAUAUAUCAAGCUAUUAAGGUACACCAUGGAUAAACGAGGUCUGCAGCGGGUGAGGAUCAUAGCCAGUGAUAACAUGUGGGAGCCAAUUUCCUUUUUCAUGAUGGUCGAUUCUGAGCUCCAUAAAGUGGUUGAUAUCAUAGGGGCUCAUUACCCUGGAACAAAAACAGUGGCUAGUGCCUUAGCAACUCAGAAGAAACUAUGGGCUUCAGAAGACUAUAGCACUUUCAAUGAUGAAGUGGGUGCAGGCUGCUGGGCUCGGAUCCUGAACCAGAACUAUGUGAAUGGAAAUAUGACAUCCACCAUUGCUUGGAAUUUGGUGGCUAGUUAUUAUCAAGUUUUGCCCUUUGGUCGAGAUGGAUUAAUGACCGCGCAAGAGCCAUGGAGUGGCUAUUAUGCAGUGGAAGGUCCCAUCUGGAUCACAGCACACACGACCCAGUUUACCCACCCUGGCUGGCACUACCUGCAGGUGGAUGGACAUUUAAAAGACGGUGGUAGCUAUGUAGCUCUGACCGAUGGCCUAGGCAACCUUACUAUCAUCAUUGAAACUAUGACUUAUCGCCACUCUCAGUGUAUCAGGCCUCCACUGCUUCCCUUCAUUGUGUCACCUCAGAAAGCAACUUUCUACCUCAAAGGAUCCUUUCAUAAAGUGAAAAUCUUGAAAAUGUGGUAUACUAAGCUUGGCUUCAAAUCUGCAAAUUCUACCUUAUUCCAUCCUCUUCCUCCUGUAAAGGUACAUGAUGGGAUGUUCAGCUUAAAUCUGGAUGUGGAUGAAGUCUACACAUUAACUACCCUCAUGACAGGCCGGAAAGGCACUUACCCAGAUCCUCCUCAGUCCAAGCCUUUUCCUUCAAAUUACAAGGAUGAUUUCAACAUUCGUAAUCCGCCCUUUAGUGAAGCUCCAUAUUUUGCUGAUCAGACUGGGGUAUUCGAGUACUUUGUCAACACUUCUGAUCCAGGGGACCACAUUUUCACACUCCGCCAGGUGGUGGUUCAGAGACCCAUCACCUGGGCUUCUGAUGCAGACCAGGCCAUCAGCAUUAUAGGAGGCUUUAAAUGGAUAAAUGUGACGAUAACUUGUGAUGUCUAUAUAGAGCGCCUGGGCAACGGUGGUGUGUUCAUUGCAGGAAGAGUAAACAAUGGCGGGAUAUAUGUUCGACGCAGCAAAGGACUCUUCUUCUGGGUGUUUGCAGAUGGCACCUACCGGGUCACUGGUGAUCUCUCUGGAGAGGAAGUCCUUAUGAAAGGAAUGUCUGGUGUGCGAGCCAGAGUAUGGCACACACUCACUCUGAAUCUCAAGGGUUCUUCUGCCUCAGGAUUGCUCAAUGGUUAUCCUCUCUGGGAGAACGUCACCUUAUCUGAGACAAGCCAUGGCUGGGCGGCUAUUGGAACACGCUCCUUUGAAUUCGCACAGUUUGACAAUUUUCACGUUGAGGCCAGUUGAGGUUGCUGGCAUACUAAGCCAAGCCAGUUGUUUUAUUACUACUUUGAAUCGGAGCCAGUUCAAACUUUGGAGAUAACUUGUAAAUACUAUUUUGAGGUUGAUUUGUUGGCCAGCGUUCUAAAUUCCAUCCUUAUUUAUUACUGUUUGUUAGAAAUUCACUUGAGUAGGUAUGUGUUACACAUGCCUGUGACUUAAUUAAAAGGAUGCUCUGGGAUUUUGCCCUUUAAUUUUCAGAGAUAAGUUUUUGUUUAAGUUAGAGAUGGCAAACAGGAGCUAUGGAUUGAAACUCUCUUGAAUAUGCCCCAGUUCACUUGUGAGCCAUUGAAGAAAUUAACGUGCAGUAUGUAGAGGACCUCCGAAGCUUCAGUUUUAACACUUACCUGGCUCUGGUGUUUUCCUUUCACCCUCCAACUAAGAAUUAAACAUCUAAAUUUAGUGAACAUAUUCCUAAAGGGUCACGUUUACUGUUCCCAAAUUCCCCUUUCAACAAAGUGCUUAAUUCUGUUACAAUAGAAAGAUGUUUGCCAUAGUCUGAGGCUAGGGAAUACACAACUGCAAGUGCAUUUGAAUUACUUCUCCCACUUGUAAAUGAGACCUGCAAUACCAGCCUUUAGACAUAUAUAUUUUGAGGCUGUAAUCUGUACAUUGGAGUACAAACACAGCUUAUGGUUGAUUUGGCCAUUUAGGAAGUGCCUUAUUUUUAAACUACCUCUGUCAUUAAUGACAAAGUAGCAAAUGAGCUAUUGUAAUACAAUCAGCUGUUGAUAUCCCCACUCCUUUCUGUGCACUAUCUUGGUUGCUUUUCCAGGAGGGAGGGGAAAGAUGGGUCUCUUAAUUUGGUGAGGUGCUUAGAUAAUAUGGUCAUGAGCUCUUGAAGUACAGAUGAGCAGAUUUCCUCUUGAGUUUACACCCAAGACAGCUGUGUCACCCAGCUACUGAAUGGUCUCUGAUAAGUAAAGACCCCAUUCUGAGAUGCAGAAAUGAUCUUUCACUGGAUGUUGACAACUGUAAACUUUUCCAUUCAUGUCAGGGCAGGACUCCGAAGUAGCUAAUAUGUGAAAAAUGUGCUUCUUUUCCUAAAAGGUUUGUCAAGCAUCUUCCACUUAUGAUACGGGACUCUAUCCUAAAACAGAGAAUAAAUUAAGUAUAAUUAUAUGUUA